AUGGCUGAUCCCCGCAUUGGCUGGUCCAGAUACCUUGCUCAGAAAAACGAAUAUGAGCUAGAUUCUCUACUCCGACAGGGCAGCUUUAAGCCACUUCUUCUCUAUCAUGUUGUUUUCUUCAACUUACUCUCUUGGAUCGCUCUGGUCAUCCCCCAGUCCAGAGGCGGCAGGUAUUUUCGACCAUUGGUCUUUGCACUGAGCUUGGCAUUUGCCCUGGAGGUUAUUCAGAAUCAUCGAGCUCUCCUAGGCGGAAAUGGAUAUAUGAUUGGCAUGAUGAUGGCAUGGUGGCUGGUAUGGAGUGCCACACUAUUCGUGUUCUCGGAUGUUGAGAAUGACUUUCAACGCAUUGAGCGUGUGGCUUCAUCUGAGACUCAAAGCUCAAGUGGCAAUGGCUUGGAUGACAGCUCAGCACCUUUACCAGAGGACACCCCCACAGACCAGCAGGUGCAGUUUCGUUGGCAGUCCUACCCCUCCAAAUUAUCACAUCGGAUGGAGUGGUGUGCAGGUCUACUUUUCAACCUCCGUGGCCCGGAGUGGAAUUGGCGUGCUCCUCGACUUGGUAGGCUACCUCGAAAAGUUCAUGCACAUCUGCAUUCUGGCUUCCUGGCAAGCAAUCUCCACUCAGAGGAUGACGGGGAUUACAUAUCUGCAAAAAGUUGUCUUUCAAAAGCAUUUCGCGUCUUUCUCAUCUCAUAUCUUACCCUUGAUGCUUUGAAAGUUAUAAUGAUACGGGACCCCUACUUUCGGAACACAGUCGUGACUGAUUUAGCACCUCAAUUUCCCCUCUCCUUCCUCACAUCUAUACCCUUGGGUGUUCGCUUCUAUCGGUGCUUUGUCAGUUGUAUGGGAGUCUACGUCGCCCUCCAAUAUGUUACCUGCCUCAGUCCUAUCUUCUUUCUCGGAUUAUCCCUAGCAUUCCCCAAUGCCUCCCGCAAAUUAACAGCUGCCCCACUGGACGUAUCGUGGCUGUAUGCUGAUACCUUUGGCCCAUUCUUUUCAUCUGUGUUGGAUGAAGGUCUAGCGGGUGUUUGGGGAACCUGGUGGCACCAGCUCUUCAGACACGGCUUCAUUUCUACAGCGCGAUGGGUCUUAUCACUACUCCCAAGUUCAUGGCGAAAAAACCCACAAAUUAAACGCAUAACCUAUGUCGUGGUCGCGUUUUCGAUGAGCGGGCUGGUGCAUGCUUGCGGCAGCUAUACACAGUUCACUGAGACUCGACCCCUUACUGGGCCUUUCUUAUUCUUUUUCAUACAAAGCCUGGCCAUCAUCGUUGAACAUACCUUCCAUACUAUGGUACUCUCGAAACUGCCCAUCAGCGGUAUUCCACGGUGGGUACGACGUACUGCAAACGGUCUUAUUGUGUUUUCCUGGUUGCUGUAUUCGGGACCUUUCAUCGCCGAUGACUUUGCCAGGGGUGGGCUAUGGUUGAUGGAACCUGUGCCAAUCAGUCCCCUCCGCGGUCUGGGAUUAGGAGAAGGCCAGGGAUGGUGGUGCUGGCAGGGCGAAUGGUUCAGUCAUUGGAAUGAUGGAACUUAUUGGGGCAGUGGGAUACGAGUAAUUUAG
Penicillium verhagenii is the source of this 1563-nucleotide messenger RNA. Its product is annotated as wax synthase family protein. The coding region runs from base 1 to 1563 and encodes 520 amino acids. Lineage: Eukaryota; Fungi; Ascomycota; Eurotiomycetes; Eurotiales; Aspergillaceae. The record is from RefSeq and is a predicted model, not a curated record. The transcript has a single exon. Gene Ontology annotation, biological process: lipid metabolic process.